AUCUUUGGGCAGCCGCACGCUCAGCUGUAGGAAGGGCCCUUUUAUUUUGGCAGUGAGCUUGAUCCAUGAUAAAUGUUGUUGGUGCUUAUCAAGCUAAUGUUGACCCAUUUAACAUAAUAUUUCUAGAUCAGCAAAGAUGUCAUCGCCACUAUCAAAGCCUCAGAUUAUUGCGCAUAUUCAGAAGAGUCUGAACUACACCGUUUUUGACAGUAAAUGGAUUCCGUGCAGCGCGAAGUUUGUCUGCAUGGGGAACUUUCCUAAAGGAACCGGAGUUAUGCAAAUAUAUGAAAUCCAGCACGGAGAGGCUCAACUUAUCCAGCAGGUAGAGAAACCUAAACCUAUAAAGUGUGGGACAUUUGGGGCCACCUCUCUUCAGCAAAGACACAUAGCAACUGGGAAUUUUGACGGAAAUCUCAAUAUAUGGAAUCUAGAGAUGCCUGAAGUGCCAGUGUACACUGUAAAGGCUCACAAAGAGAUAGUGAAUUGUAUUGAUGGUGUUGGCGGUUUGGGGAUUGGCGAUGGUGCACCUGAGAUAGUUACUGGAAGCAGAGAUGGUACAGUAAAGGUGUGGGAUCCCAGACAGAAGGAUUCACCUGUAGCUAACAUGGAGCCCGUGGAAGGAGAAACCAAGCGGGACUGCUGGACUGUUGCAUUUGGUCAUGCCAUUAAUGAUCAGGACCGUUGUGUUUGUGCCGGCUAUGACAAUGGGGACAUCAAACUCUUUGACCUGCGGAAUAUGUCUGUACGGUGGGAAACCAACAUUAAAAAUGGGAUAUGCUGUGUGGAGUUUGACAGGAAAGACAUCAUCAUGAACAAGCUGGUGGCAACCUCACUGGAGGGAAAAUUCCACGUCUUUGACAUGAGGACCCAACACCCAAGCAAGGGCUUUGCCUCUGUUUCCGAAAAGGCUCAUAAGUCGACCAUCUGGCAGGUGAGACAUUUGCCUCAAAACAGAGACAUCUUCAUGACUACAGGGGGAGCAGGCACUCUACAUCUCUGGAAAUAUGAGUAUCCUGCUCAGAGAAGCAAGAAGGACUCAGAUGGUGUGGAUGUGGGCGUAGCCGGCUCUGUCAACCUCUUACAGAACGUAACACUGUCCACUCAGCCAAUCGCCAGUCUGGACUGGAGCCCUGAUAAGCAGGGCCUGUGUGUGUGUUCAGGCUUUGACCAGUCUGUCCGUGUGCUCAUUGUCACCAAACUCAAUGUGGUGUGAAAAGAAAAUCACUAAAGGGAGGAUCUGUGCAGCCCAAAACAAAGCAAGAUGCAGUGCUGAGAUGCACCAACAGUGUGUAAAUCGCUGCCUUUUUCUGGGGCUGAAUUGUAACCCUCUUCGUAUUUGAACUGAUGAUAUUUUAUGACAAGACAACACUUUGCUGCUGCAGAUUUUGGCAGCUGUUCAUCCAGAUUUUAUACAAUUGACACUCAUCUUUAGGUUUUUCUUGCCAGAUAAACAUUUGACUCGAAACAUGUAAUGCUUGGCUGAGCUCUGCAGGUAAUGUUC
Monopterus albus (swamp eel) is the source of this 1501-nucleotide messenger RNA. It is a transcript of the gene dnaaf10, whose product is annotated as dynein axonemal assembly factor 10. The record is from RefSeq and is a predicted model, not a curated record. The coding region runs from base 137 to 1213 and encodes 358 amino acids. The transcript has 8 exons. Gene Ontology annotation, molecular function: protein binding. NCBI's taxonomy places the organism in Eukaryota, Metazoa, Chordata, Actinopteri, Synbranchiformes, Synbranchidae.